AUGGAUCAGCAAACGAUUCGUGAUGAAGCCUCGACCAAGGAGGAGGUUGACCUCCAAGACAAGAAAGACGCCUCCGACAACUCGAUACCAGUGAAAGAAGCCGGCCCAGACGACAAGCAAGUCGACACCGACGAGCCAUAUGACCCUUCGCGCGAUGCCUUCAUCCUCAAAUACAAGGAGCGGCACCUCAAGCGUAAGGCGCUCAAGACAUGCAACUUCACCCUUGAACACCUGAAGUCGACGAAAACCGAAACGGAUGCGCUAAAGGCUUGGAACGAUCGUACGGGCAAUAUUUUGCCAGAAACUGUCGCCUUUAUGGACAGGGAAAGAGCGCGGUGUGACGUUGAGAUUGCCAAAAUUGGAUCUCGCAAGGUACGGCUGGAGCAGGAACUGGCAGUGGUUCAGAACGAUUUUGAAAAGCUUUCGAUGUUGAGGCGCAAGAGCCAUUAG
Messenger RNA from Podospora pseudopauciseta, 450 nucleotides. RefSeq lists its product as uncharacterized. The record is from RefSeq and is a predicted model, not a curated record. Bases 1 to 450 code for a protein of 149 amino acids. The transcript has 2 exons. NCBI's taxonomy places the organism in Eukaryota, Fungi, Ascomycota, Sordariomycetes, Sordariales, Podosporaceae.